UCACCGCCGCAAGGGAAACUUUCUUCGAAAACGACUUGCGACUGCUUUUCGACCUUCAAGUGUUUCGACCUUCAAGUGUUUCGACCCUGCGCUGCGCUGUGUUCGCCCGCAAUCAUGGCUCAACGAGGAGAGGCCGCAGACUACUACAAUGGCGCGCCCCAGCAAAACAACUACUAUCAGAUGCAAGAACCGGCGGGCUACCCGCAACAGCCUCCGCAAUACGACAACAAUGCGAAGUAUGGACCGCCAUCUGGACCUCCACCGCCGAACGGACAGCAGUGGGGAGGAGAGAAGCCGACUUUCGACCAGGCGUUCAAGGUUGAGAAACCGAAGUUCAACGAUAUUUGGGCUGGCCUUUUGCUCAUCGCAGUCUUCCUAGGAUACACGGCGGUCUCGGGUAUUGUAAUUCAUGGCUAUUCGGAGACGAUAGACUUCAACGGCGGAAUCUACGGCAGUAAGAACACGUUCGGGUUGGACAGCAACACGAUCAUCUUGUUCGCGUUCGUCCUGGUUAUGGCCUCGAUUCUGAGCUAUGCCUACAUGUGGUGUGCGCGCGCAUUCACCAAGCAAUUCAUCUGGAUUACUGGCAUACUUAACAUUGUCUUCGGUUUCGUGACUGCCAUCUACAUGCUCUCGCGCAAGUACUGGUCCGGCGGCAUUGUGUUUCUCCUCUUCUCCGUCUUUUACGUCUUCUGCUUCAUCAGCUGGAUCCCGCGCAUUCCAUUCUCUGUGCUGAUGCUCAAAACAACCAUCGAUGUAUCUAAGAAGUUUGGCCACGUCUACAUGGUCUCUCUCAUUGGAGGCAUCCUCGCAGCCGCGUUCGCAGCAUGGUAUUCCGUCACGUUGACAGCCGUUUACGUCAAAUACGAACCAGGACGGAACCCGGCGUGCAACACUGGUGCUGGAGGCUGUAGCUCAGCCAAAGUGAUCGGGCUGCUCGUCUUUGUCACAUUCGCGAUGUAUUGGAUCUCCGAGUGGCUCAAGAAUACCAUCCACGUUACGAUCUCAGGCGUAUACGGCUCGUGGUAUUUCAACAAGAACCAUUUCCCCAAGGGAGCCACCCGCGGUGCGCUCAAGCGAUCCCUUACGUACAGCUUCGGCAGCAUCAGCCUCGGAAGUCUUAUUGUGGCCAUAAUUCAGAUGCUAAGGCAGAUCUGUUCGGCUGCACAGAGCAGCGCAUCGCAAGACGGAAAUAUCGUCGGAACGGUCAUCUUCUGCUGCCUGCAGUGCUUGAUCGGUCUUUUGGACUGGGCUGUGCAGUUCUUGAACCGCUACGCGUUCUCUUACAUUGCUCUGUACGGCAAGUCGUAUGUCGCAGCAGCAAAGGACACCUGGAAGAUGAUCAAAGACCGUGGUAUCGACGCGCUCGUCAACGAAUGCCUCAUCGGACCGGUCCUGAGCAUGGGAGCCAUGUUCGUCGCGUAUUCGUGUGCGCUGCUCGCGUAUCUAUAUCUGCUGUUCACGUCGCCAGCCUACAACAGCACGGGCUCGUAUACGCCGGUCGUGGUCGCGUUCGCAUUCGUCAUCGGCCUGCAAAUCUGUCAAAUCUUCACCACGCCGCUGAGCAGCGGGCUGGACACCAUCUUCGUCGCAAUGGCUUGGGAUCCGGAGGUGCUGAUGCGCGACCACCCAGACCUGUACCACCAGAUGGUUGCGGUGUACCCGCAUGUCCAGCAGGCGAUUCACGCGUAGAGGAGACGGUGGGGGCGAUGAAGUUUCUUCAGCGACAAGAGACUGGGCAGAAACACGGAGAUCAUGGCAGAAACAACAAUCGGAUGGCAUCUCACAAAUCGGAACCUAGACUCCGAGCGUGUUGCGAUCUAGACGCGACAGGGAGUUUUCAGCAGGCAUUGAGCGAGGAUGCCCCCUCCUAGCACGCCUUAGCUGGCCAGUCCGGUGCGUUUGGUGGGG
Paraphaeosphaeria sporulosa is the source of this 1911-nucleotide messenger RNA. RefSeq names its product DUF580-domain-containing protein. Gene Ontology annotation, biological process: transmembrane transport. NCBI's taxonomy places the organism in Eukaryota, Fungi, Ascomycota, Dothideomycetes, Pleosporales, Didymosphaeriaceae. Bases 115 to 1692 code for a protein of 525 amino acids. The record is from RefSeq and is a predicted model, not a curated record. Gene Ontology annotation, cellular component: plasma membrane. The transcript has 6 exons. Gene Ontology annotation, molecular function: transmembrane transporter activity.